AUGUCUUCUGAGAUGCAGCUUCCUGCUUUUGGCCAGAUAAUAGCAGUGGAUCCUGAAAUCCAUAGGAGGGGAGAUGUACCCGAGUUUGAAAAGCACCAUAAUAAAGAAAGCCUGACCACCCAAAUACCUUGUCCUAGCAACAAUGCCUGCCUUUUGGGGUCACAAGAAAUACACAUGCUAAAGAUCAACUGUGACGAUUUCCUGGAGAUGAGGCUCCAACACCAACAUAGCCCCUCGUCACCUGAUAUAGAUUACAUUCCCAUCCAGGUGGAAAUCAGAGACAAAAUGAGCCAAUUUCAAGUACAGACAGAAAAUGUUUGGAUUCCUGUGAAGAUAAGGGGAGCCAUUCACAGCCGUGCUGCAUUUAAGUUCAUGUUCAUCUUGGAGAUCGAUCAGUUUAUUCUUACCCCACUUACAACAGCAGUUAUAGAUGCUGAAGAUGAAGAAAUGCCAAAGAAUAGAUUAGUGAUCAGCAUUACUAAGCCCCCACUGGAAGGAUACAUUACCCAUCUGGAAGACCACACCAAGGCCAUUACAUCAUUCAGUUGGCAGGAUUUAUUUGAGAUGAAGGUCGCCUAUCAGCCAUCCACUGUGUCUUAUUCUGAGAGACAAAACUAUGAGGUUGAAUUCCAAGCAAUUGAUAGUAUCCUCAAGAGCAGUUCUCCUAUCAUCGUCCAUUUUUCAAUAAGAAGUGCUGAGACUAAUGCUCCUAAGGUUGCAUGGACCAUGGAGCUUGGCUUGUUGGAAGGACAGUCACGUGCAGUUACCUGGGACACCCUCCAGAUUGUAGACAAUGAUAAUCUUGAUGCAGUUCAGCUGGAGGUGGUGGAAGGUCCACAGCAUGGAUGGAUCACAGUUCAAGGAGGCAAAGGAUUUAGGUUUACAAUUAAAGAUAUCAAAGAUGGAGUUGCCCAUUACCAGCAUGAUGAUAGUGACACAACCAAAGACUAUAUCGUCUUCAGAAUCUAUGAUGGAAGGCACAGCAUGAGAUGUAAGUUCCCCAUUAAUAUCCUUCCUAAAGAUGACAGGCCACCAAUCCUGGUGAACAACAUCCUCUUUGAGCUAGAUGAAGGAGAGACAGUCCUCAUAGAAAAGCACAUGCUAAUGUAUUUUGAUUUUGACUCAAGUGAUGAUUAUAUUCUCUACAAAAUAACCAGGCCACCAAGUGCUGGCAAGACUUUCACGAAAUAUCUUCCAGAUGGACCAGGUAUUCCUGUAUUGAGCUUCUUGCAAAGGGAUCUUUUUUAUGUCCUCAUAUACUACCACCAUCUGAGAGGGGAGAUUUUUCAGGAUUCAUUUGAGUUUAUUUUAUCUGACAGCUGAGAACGCACAAAUCUUUCAGAUAUUCAAACUGUGAAGAUUCACAUUGUGCCAGUGAAAAACCAAUUGCCUGAGGAAGUUCCCGGGACUAAAGAAACGGAGAUUGCGCACAUCACAAAGAAGUAUCUCCAUUUUACAGAUGCCGAAUCUCCUGACAAUCAGCUCAUGUUCAUAGUCACUAAAUCAUGUUUCUCUCCAACUUCUCCUGGAUAUCAUGCCGUAACACAUUUGAAGGUUGCAUACAUGCCCCCACAAGGAGACAGAGACCCUGACCCGCUGUUUGUACAGUUUCAGUUUUCUGUUGGCAACCAGCAGGGAGGUGUGGUGGCUGGACUCAACUUUAACAUCGCAGUGAUGCCUGUGGAUGAUGAAGCACCAGAGAUUUUCACCAGUCACCUAAAAACAGAGGAAGGGGCCAGUUCUUUCAUCACUGGAGAAAACGUAAUGGUAACUGACCUGGACACUAAGAAUGGUAACUUUUGAAUUUAGUUAAAGAAAUGUCCUCACCAUGGGCACGUUGAAUUUCAUGGACUCAUUAUGGUGGAAGGAGAUAUAUUUACCCCUGAGGACUUGCAGUCUCACAAAGUCAGGUACCAACAUGAUGAUUCAGAAACCCUUGAAGAUAUAGUCAUAUUUUCAGCAACAGAUGGAUUUAACACUGCAGAUGGAGUGUUAAGAGUGCAGAUUAUACCAAUUAAUGAUGAGCCCCCUGAGAUACAGGAAGGUUUGAAGUCAAGACUGGAGUGCCCAGAGGGAGGAAUUGUUGCUAUCACCACGGAAUACCUUUAUGCUACAGACGUUGAUAGCUAUGACAUGAAACUGACAUACAUGAUUGCUCGUGCUCCAGCACAUGGGGUGAUUCAGAAGACUGGAGGCGCAGUAGAUGCAUUCUUCCAACUCGAUGUUUUUCAGAGAUGUGUCUUCUACAUCCAUACAGGGAACUUGUUUGUAGUGGAUGAGGGAUCUUCAGCAUGUAUCAGCUUGAACUAUCUGAAUGCUUCUGAUGAGGACACACUCCCUGAGGAACUAAACUUCACGUUGGAGACAAACCCUCGGUAUGGUUACCUAGAGAACAUCUUUCCCUCACCUGGUUAUGAGAAGAGCAAUGCUGGACUCAAUGUAAGCUCAUUCAGUCUUCGGAGUCUCCGGGCUGGUUAUAUCAACUAUGUUCAGUCUAAGCACGAGCAGCUGGAACCCACUGCUCAUCACUUCAUGAUUGCGGUUAGUGAUGGCCUGCACAAGUCCAUGGCGGUGCCAUUCUAUGUUAUCAUCAAUCUGGUUAAUGAUGAAAUCCGAGAUCUUCGACUCAAGAACGUAACAUGUGCAGGUUUCCACCCCCCUCCUACAGGACUGAUGCUAGUGUACAUGCAUGAUGACACAGAAAGCCUAGAGGAUAGUUUUACCAUGAAGCUGACAGAUGGCAAGCACACAGUCCAAGGGACACUUUACAUCUACAUCAUGCCAGUCAACGAUGAAAUCCCUCAUCUUUCCAGGAUUGCAGAUUUGGAGGUUGAAGUUGCUGAAAAAAAGGUCAUUUUUAGUGUAACAUUAGAAGCAGAAGACAAAGGUUCUCCAAGGGAGAAACUGUACUACAUCCUCAUUGAUGUGCCAAAGUUUGGAGACUUAAAAUUAAAGCAACGUAUGAGAGCCCAGGGAGACCAGUGUGAGAAGGACAAUGGUCAGAACUGUACAACUCCUAGCACCUUAAGUGAAGAAGGCACCAUGGUGAUCAUGUUGGCUUUAUGGUUACUUUUUGCCUUCUGUGUGUCCAGAGCCAACCAUGUUACAUUGCUUUUCAGGGUACCACAGCUUGGACUGCUCUCUGUUCCAGGAGAGGAUGUGGACAUGAAUUGCCUCUCGUAUUUCCAUACCAACAUUGUGGAUCUAAAGAGCCGUGAUAGUUUCCGGUUUCAUGUGAUGGAUGGGGAGAACACCUCCCCAUCUGAAAGCUUCCAUCUCUCCAUUAGAAAUGUUGGCAAAGGUGACAUUGUUCUACUCACCAAACCUGUAACUUUAACAGAGGGUGACAGGGUGACCUUGACGACAGAUGUUCUUGUGGCAACAGAUGGCACUAGCAAACCCGAGAAGCUGCUGUAUGCCAUCUCCAUGCCACCUGUGCAUGGUCAGAUUGAGUACAUCAAUUAUCCCGGCGUGCCCAUUUCCAGUUACAGCCAGUUGGAUGUGGUGGCCCAGAAGGUCUGCUAUGUUCAUGACAAUAGCCAUGAGGCUAGUAAGGAUUCAUUCAGUUUCACCAUUGCCAAUGGUCAGAUGAAUAGAAGUGGGCAGCUGGAGUUCAAUAUUGAGCACGCUGAUCGCGUUCCCCCUACCUUGGUUAACAACAAAGGCAUCCAUGUAGUGGAGAGUGGCACAGGAGUGAUCUCACCAGAUGUUCUUCAGCUUAGCGACCUGGACAGUCCAUUAAAGAACCUGACUUACAUAGUGACCCAGCACCCACAGUAUGGCCACCUAUACAUGAAAGAGACUGUUUUGCACUGGAGCCAGUUUAUACAGGUGGAUGUUAAUGCCAUGGAAGUAUACUACAGACACAGCAGAGAUGCUGGGCAAAUAGAUAAGUGUUCAUUUAUAGCUACAGAAAAGUCACUUGUGGCUUUCUGGUCAAUGGGCAAAUGA
Gavialis gangeticus (Gharial) is the source of this 3951-nucleotide messenger RNA. RefSeq names its product FRAS1-related extracellular matrix protein 1-like. NCBI's taxonomy places the organism in Eukaryota, Metazoa, Chordata, Crocodylia, Gavialidae. The record is from RefSeq and is a predicted model, not a curated record.